UCAUAAUUGAGAAAUAUGCAUACAAACAUUAUUAUGAAAAAUAUUUUUAAAUUUCGAGUGCAAAUAUAAUUUAAAAUCAAUUUUUUUAAGUAUUAAUUCUUGAAAUAUGAAAUAUAACUCGGAUUUGCUAUUGCUAUUUUUUGUGAUACUAUCAAGGAUUAAGAUUUUAGUAAUCGUACCGAUAUAUAUUUGUAUGAUAUCGUUAUUUCUUCAGAAACUUGUCAGUUCAUCGAGAUCAGUGAUUAACCUUACGAAUAGAAUUGGAUGUUAUGGCUUUACUGAAGCAGAAACUCCUCCUGGACAACAUUUAUUUCUGUCUUUACCAAAAGAAGAGCGAGAAGAUUUUUUAGCUUAUUGCCUCGGAAAUGUCAUUUUUGAAAAUACAACAUCGCCAUUUACACGAGACAAUAAAUUCACCCCUGAGGAUUUGGGAAUAGACAAAAGUUUAAUACAAAAAUUCCAAAAUUUAACGGUACCAGAAAACUUUACGAACAAUCUUUACACCUUCGUUAAAUCCCAGUACAAUAUGGACCAACAUAGUUUACGGAGUUUAAUUCUUCAGCGCAUGGUUUGCUUAUCAAAUGGCACUUGCGUGGAUAUGUCUGAUGUCGGCAGUAUGUGUUGCCCAUUUUAAACUGAAAAAAACUCUAAAAGGUAUGAUAUCACAACCAGAAAAAAUACAAUCUGUCAAUUCGGAUUCUACCAGAUUUUACACACUUAUGUAAUACAAUAAUAAAAUUAAAAAAAAUAAUCUAAGUUGUACACCUAAAUAUUUAAAUAACUAUUUAACGGACAAAAUAGAGCAACAUAGAUAUAUUUUUUGGCAUCGUUACUAAAACAAUAAACUAAAUUAUAGCACGUACACAAAAAUAAAAAUAGAAAUCAACAUAUAAUUACAAUAAUAAUAUAAAAUAUAACUUUAAAUUAAUGUCAGGUUAUUGUUUAUGAUUAUAAUAAUCAGUAAUUAAAUUUAAUAAUGUCUUGUUUUAACUAUUAGUUUUUUGUUAAUUAAUUCACAUCAUUCAGUAGAAAAAAAAAUUCAUACCAUUUCAUAUAAUUGACGUUAGUUUAAUCAGCCUCAGAUCAUUCAAAACCUUCUUUUCUUUUUUUCUUUAUAAAUAUCGUGGCCUAAUCGUAAUUAUUAAUCGAAAAUAAAAAAAAUAAUGAUGAUAUGUUUUGGUUUAUACAAUGAAGCAAAUGACUUAAAUAUACCUAAUAAUAAUUGAUUUUAAAUUAUUGAUGUAUAUAUUAAUAAUUAUUGCUAGAAAUAAGCCAAUACAAAAGUUUUCAAAGAAUAAUUACACAUUGUUUCAGGCAAGAUCUUAUCAAAUU
This is a messenger RNA of Cotesia glomerata, 1332 nucleotides long. RefSeq lists its product as uncharacterized. The transcript has 5 exons. Lineage: Eukaryota; Metazoa; Arthropoda; Insecta; Hymenoptera; Braconidae. Bases 107 to 634 code for a protein of 175 amino acids. The record is from RefSeq and is a predicted model, not a curated record.